CAUAAACAAGAAGAACAGGGAUUUAUCACAGGCCUCUUUACUGUAUAAACAGUAUAAAGUGUAAUAAUGAAUGAAAGUUAACAUGAUAUACGAUAAAAGCUUAAUUUUAUAAGGCUCAUAAACAUUUAAAACAGCACUACAAUCUAAGAAAAAAUACUAAUUUCAUAAAUAUACAUCUCAUCAAUAUUAAAGUACCUAAUAUUAAUACUCUACUACCAAGUUUACUAAUAAUAUUAAGGACAAAUUAAAUCAUGGCAGAAGAGAAAAGAUCUCUAUUACAAAUUUCAGCCUUAUUAACCAGUGAAGAACUUGAUAAAGCUCUCUCUAAAUGGUUUCAAAAACCAGCCACCUUCAGUCAUUGGGAGUAUGUCAGUGAAACAGGCAAAGGCGAUUCAUAUCUAAGCGAAGUAAUGAGAAUUAAAAUAUAUGGAAUUAUUAAUGGAGAGUCCGUGCACGUGCAAGUAGUCCUUAAAACAAUUCCCAAGAACGUUUGUCGUCGCCUCACAUUCCGGAGCCACGACUUUUUCAAAAACGAAAUAAACGUCUAUCAAAACGUCUUGCCUGUACUACUUGAAUUUCAAGCAGAAAAACGAGUCACCCAUCCGUUCACACAUUACGUAAAUUUAUUCCUAGCUCUCUCUGAUGGAGUUAAUGAUGUAAUAUGUUUAGAAGAUGCAUCUCUUGAUAAAUAUGGCAGCCCGGUACGUCAAGAGGGCAUUGACUAUGAACAUUUUAAACUAACGUCAGAAGUUUUAGCCAAAUUUCAUGCAUUGUCAUUUGCAAUGCGCGAUCAAAGACCAGAGGAGUUUGCUGAAAUCAGCAGUACAGUAUUCGAAACCUAUUACGAUCCAAAUUAUACAGAUUGGUAUGCCAGGUUUUGGAAAAGAAUAUCAGGCAUUGCUAUAGACGCAGUUGAAAAAGAAUAUCCCAAUACCAUUUAUGUGGAAAAAGUCAAAGCAUUUGCUGUUCCUGAACGCUACCAAGAUAUGAUUAAAGCAGUUCAAGAUAAAACUAACGGUGUUAUUUCACACGGUGAUUGUUGGACAACCAAUUUUCUAUACAGAUAUCAAAACAGUAAAGUAGUUGAUGCUAAAAUGAUAGAUUUUCAACUAUCAAGAUAUGCUAGUCCAGUUUUGGACUUGAUAUUUUGUAUCUAUGCAUGUACAGACCAAGAGUUACUAUUAAAGCACUAUGACGAUAUAUUGAAGAAUUAUUACAGUGUGUUAUCGAAUCAAAUAAAGGAAUUAGGUAGUAAUCCAGACAAUGUGUAUUCUUGGGAUACUUUUAUGGGUGAAGUUAAGAAAUAUUCGUACUUCGGUCUCGCAUUUAGUUUUGAAUCUACGCCAUUCAUCAUAUUAAGUCCUGAAGAUGCAAUUGUUAUGGAUAUGGAGGGCAACGAAAAGAAGAACAUCGACGACUUUUGGAAACUACAGCCAAUUGCAACUAAAGAGGGUAGAUUAAGAGAAGCCAACAAUGUAGUGCAUUGCGUUGAUAAUGGAUAUAUUUAAGUAUAAUUAUAGAAUACAUAUUAUAAACUGGCGUAGAAGCGGUCCAUGCGAACAAACAAGCAGUUAUUUUUUUAUAUUUGAGAGAGAAUUAUAACAGAGUAGUUGUUAUGUGGCUAU
Molecule: messenger RNA, 1625 nt
Organism: Colias croceus (clouded yellow)
Lineage: Eukaryota; Metazoa; Arthropoda; Insecta; Lepidoptera; Pieridae
Exons: 4
Coding region: 252-1508 (418 amino acids)
Source: RefSeq, a predicted model, not a curated record